AUGCGGGCCCGGUCGAUCUUAGCAGUGGCAUGCAGUGUUUCAUACACGGCAGCCCAGACCUUUCAACGGCUGGGUGGGUGUCCCGAUCUGGGCUGCGUGUUUCCCCCGGACCAGGCGGAUUUCCUCCCUGGUCAAUUCUUCGAUAUCCGCCUCGAGGUUCAUUCCCCUAUUAAUGGGUCCGAGGCGCGUGUUGGGGAGCCGGAUGCAGACUUCAAGUUCACUAUCUCGAAAAAAGGUGGUCAUGCCAUCCAUGCUGCCAAGUAUUUCAAAGUCGAGGAGCCUGAGCUGGAGAGGUGGAACUUCACUUGGUAUGAAGAUCUCUUCGCCCAGGAUGCGAAUCAGCCCUCGCUCGUCAAUGUCACGGCCAAGGCCUAUAGACGGGUGGCCCUCUACGAGCCCGGAGAGUACGAAGCUACUCUCAGCUACUACGGCAACGAGAAGACAGUAGCCAACUGGGUCGUGCGUGAUCUGCCUAGCAAGCGGCGCGCAAAGAAUGUCAUUCUGUUCGUUGGAGACGGCAUGACGACAAACAUGAUUACUGCCGCACGCCUCAUGGCUCAUCGCAGUAUCAACGGGAAGUACAUGACCAAGAUGGCGCUAGACAAGUUCCCCGUCCUGGGUCACCAGAUGACACACUCCAUGGACUCGUUCAUCACAGACUCGGCCAACUCCGCCACCGCGCUGUACUCCGGCCACAAGACCACAGUUAAUGCGUUGAAUGUCUACGUCGACUCCUCCAGCGACCCCUUCGAUGACCCAAAAUUCGAAAACAUCGUCGAGGUAUUCCGCCGUCGAUACCCCGAUGGCGGUGUUGGCAUUGUGUCAACUGCUUUCCUGGCCGAUGCGACUCCUGCCGGACUGGCUGCCCACACCAGUGAUCGUGGAAAGUAUGACCAUGUCAUCACAGCUUAUUACGAGGGUCUGACGGAGUACGAGUGGACGAACUGGGAUGGACCUGAUGUUCUUCUCGGAGCUGGCGCGGAGAACUUCCUUACCAGUGAAGACAGCCAUCGCGAUUACUACGAUCUCUUCGCCAAGAAGGGAUACAACGUUGCGUGGAACAACACCGCCCUUCACAAUGCGCCCAGCGACGAAAAGCUCUUAGGUGUCUUCCAGACCUCCAAUCUCGCCACCUGGCUGGACCGCAACGUCUACCAGGCCAACCUCCAAAACCAAAGCAACUACCCCGAUGGCUCGAAGCGAGACGCUGAAGACCUCCCAGGUCUCAAGGACAUGACACUAAAAGCAAUUGACGUGCUGCACGAGCGCCACGCCGACGACGGAUUCUUCCUCAUGUCUGAGGCAGCCAGCAUCGACAAGCAAAUGCACACCCUCGACUACGACCGGUCUCUUGGCGAACUCCUCGAGCUCGAUGACACCGUUCGUGCAACCAUCGAGAAAUUGAAAGAACUCGACCAACUAGAGGAUACCCUCAUCGUCGUGACUGCCGACCACGGCCACGGCUUUGACGUAACCGGCUCCGUGGAUACAGACUACCUCGACGCACAAGAAGACGACCGCAGCAAGCGCAAUGCAGUCGGCUACUACCAGAACUCUGGUCUCUCCCAAUACACAGUCGACGGACCCAAGUCUCUGCGCUACUCUGAGGGCGUCCACUUUCCAGCCCGGUGGGACCCACGCUACACCCUGCACGCAGGCGUCGUCGCAUUUCCCGACCACCGCGAAAACUACCAGGUUCACAACGAGGGUCCGCGUACUCCGGCGGAAGCAGCCAAGGAUAAAAAGAAUGGGUACUAUGCCAACUACAAGGAUGCCGUGACUGGAUUCCUGAUUAACGGUACUCUCCCUGUCUCCGCGGACGAAGGCGUCCACUCUUUGACCGAUGUGCCUGUGUUUGCUCAGGGCCCUUGCCAGGAGCUCUUUGGGGGAGUUUAUAAUUCUAUUGAUAUUUUUUUUAAUAUGGCGGAAUGUCUGGGUCUCGCUGAGACUAAGGGAGAUGAUCACAACUAG
This is a messenger RNA of Penicillium argentinense, 1971 nucleotides long. Its product is annotated as alkaline phosphatase. The record is from RefSeq and is a predicted model, not a curated record. The coding region runs from base 1 to 1971 and encodes 656 amino acids. Gene Ontology annotation, biological process: dephosphorylation. The transcript is spliced from 3 exons. NCBI's taxonomy places the organism in Eukaryota, Fungi, Ascomycota, Eurotiomycetes, Eurotiales, Aspergillaceae. Gene Ontology annotation, molecular function: alkaline phosphatase activity.